CUCCCAGCGACCCCCCGCCCCGGCGACGCGGCCCCGCCGGAGACUCGGCCCUGCCAUGGGAGACGCCGGCAGCGAGCGCAGCAAGGCGCCCAGCCUGCCGCCCCGGUGCCCCUGCGGAUUCUGGGGGUCCAGCAAGACUAUGAAUCUCUGUUCCAAAUGCUUCGCUGAAAAAAGAAAUCCACACAAUGAAAAAGAUUUCCAAAAGAAGCAGCCAGAUGAUGACUCCACUCCCAGCACAAGCAACAGCCAAUCAGAUUUGUUCUCUGGAGAAACAAACAGUGACAACAGCAAUACCUCGCUAACUACGCAGACUGUUAACUCCAACCAGCAACUUUCGACAGAACUGAAUGUAACUUCGCUGAGUAAAGAGGAAUGUGGGCCAUGCACAGGUACACCUCAUGUCUCGUUAACUACACCAACCAAAAGAUCCUGUGACUCUGUCAUAAAAGAUCAAGAUGUUUCUGUCCCAUUUAGAUGUGAGGAUGCUUCUAAACAAGAAAAUUCACAGUCAGAGAGCGAGGCUUCUCCUGUGAAACGGCCACGGCUACUGGAGGACAGUAAUGACAGGCCUGAGGAAACCAGUCGAUCCAAACAGAAGAGCAGACGCAGGUGCUUCCAGUGCCAAACAAAACUGGAGCUAGUACAGCAGGAACUGGGAUCAUGUCGCUGUGGUUAUGUGUUCUGUAUGUUACAUCGCCUGCCCGAACAACAUGACUGCACAUUUGACCACAUGGGACGUGGGCGUGAGGAAGCCAUUAUGAAAAUGGUGAAACUGGACCGGAAAGUAGGGAGAUCAUGCCAGCGCAUUGGCGAAGGGUGUUCCUGAGUGCGAGACUCUGCAACCAAAUGCUGUUCUUAGUUCACUAAUGUUAGCCUUAUUUAGGACAAAGUCAGCCAGACACCUUGUACUGGGCAAGUUUCAGACUACAGCCAAUCAGUUUCCUUUCUUUAGCCAACCGUCCUGGUACUGUAGUUUAGGGGUUGAUGGUGGUUGAAAUUGAUUUCUGGCUGGUUACAAAGGUGCCUGCUAGCCAAUGUAUAAAAUUAAAACAUGAAAAAAUAUUUUUUCGAGCAUGGCUAGUGGAUUUAAAACACAACAAAACAAAAAAUCCAAAGGCUUCUGUUAUUGCUGGAGUCAAACUCUAAAAGCCUUAUGCUGGAAACCUUCCAGCUGCAGAGUUAAAAUAAAUAGCUGAGUAGAAGCUGGUGUAAAAGUUUGCGAUGCACACGGCUUUCAGACAAACUGUGUUUAAUGUGCAGCCUUUCACCUCUUCACUUCUAGUUAAUCCUGAAGAGAUGAAACUCCACUAAGUGCAGCCGUGGUAGCUGCUAAGCCCGGAAGACCUGACUGGUCAUCCGUGCCUUCAUCACGCGUGGCUUUUGAGGUUAGGCAAUGUCACCAGCAUCAGGGAUUCUGCUGGGGAGGGAACAUCUUUCUGGUUCUUCCCAGGAAGCCAAAAAGAGGGGGACAGAGAUUCUUAUGAAAAAAUUUUAUAUCUAACUUGCUGCAGAGAUCCUGUUUUUCUUCAUUUAAAUUAUGGUGAUCUCAUUUUAAAGCUGGUUACAUCCUAGAGCAGUAAACAGUGUGUAUUCUCUACAUGGCAUCCAUAGAAUUUCUAAGCAUUGUCUGACCAGAUUCCACGGUUGUUAUGUAUGCUGACCAGUGCUGCCAUUCCCACCGGCCGAAAUCUGAUUGGCUCUUGUUUGCCUUUUGCUAAGUGCAGGUAUCUGAUAAUUGAUCAAAUAAGGCUAAUUCACAGCAGAGUAGCCAAGGCUGGAUUCUACAGACUGACUUUCUGUAGCUAGACAUAUAUAUUGGGGGGGUGGGGGUUGGGGGGGAAAGGACAUAUUGUAGCAAACAGAAUUCAGUAACAGUAUUGGGGAACAACCAGGAAAGCAUCCCUCAUCAGCUUGAGUUUUAACAAGAUAAUCAAAUGGGCUAUGUCAGCCUUGUUUCUAUGCAGCUCGAUGCUCUCAUGAAAAUCUCUGCCCGCAAAUAUUGCAAAGCAAGUGAAUGUGAAAUGCAUUACAUGGAAAACUCUGGAUCUGUUUAGACUUAUGCGCUCUUUCACACUGAGCCACAUAGAGCUGAAGUGCACAGAUCUUGUUAGUUUGUAGCA
This is a messenger RNA of Mauremys reevesii (Reeves's turtle), 2120 nucleotides long. RefSeq names its product zinc finger AN1-type containing 3 (gene ZFAND3). The coding region runs from base 56 to 826 and encodes 256 amino acids. The transcript is spliced from 8 exons. NCBI's taxonomy places the organism in Eukaryota, Metazoa, Chordata, Testudines, Geoemydidae. The record is from RefSeq and is a predicted model, not a curated record. Gene Ontology annotation, molecular function: DNA binding; zinc ion binding.